This is a messenger RNA of Anopheles darlingi, 3772 nucleotides long. It is a transcript of the gene TBC1D16, whose product is annotated as TBC1 domain family member 16. Gene Ontology annotation, molecular function: GTPase activator activity. The coding region runs from base 464 to 3013 and encodes 849 amino acids. Lineage: Eukaryota; Metazoa; Arthropoda; Insecta; Diptera; Culicidae. The record is from RefSeq and is a predicted model, not a curated record. Gene Ontology annotation, biological process: activation of GTPase activity. The transcript has 5 exons. Gene Ontology annotation, cellular component: early endosome.
CCUCGUUUCUCCAGUGUCCUGCCAAAGCUCGUCAUCAGAUAAUGAAUCCGCUGUUUUGUACUCCGUCGACACAAUUAUCCAAGGAGGCAUUUUAAGUAUUUAUCGAUUUGCAUCCCUCAUUUAUUGCUGUCCACCCUAAAUUGUUGUUGUCAUUGCUAGAUGGGCAGAAAUCAAUAAUCUGCAUUGAAAAGGACUUAUUCAAGGACUAAUACCCCCACGGAGACGUCCGUUGUCUCUUUGUAGCACCUCAUUUCCAGUAUCUGUGACACCACACGGUGUGUAAUCGAUGAAUAAAUAGUCCAUACCGCGGGACUUACUGGAUUUUUUUAAACACAUCGCCACCUCUCUCACAAUACGCGAGUGUUACCCCUCGGUUUUACACAUUUUUCUCCGCUCCUAUUCCACAGAGGCGUGUACGCGACAUUCACCGCCCUAGAUCCGACCUUACGCCAGGGGCGCGACGAUGCCGAUCGUCAACAUACUGAAGCGUGCGUCGAGCUACAUCCUCGGUAGUGACGAUGAUACGGAGGACGGUGGUACCGAGCUAGUGUACGAAGACAACGAGAUACUGUUCUGCAAGAACAACAUCUGCGUACAUCCGCCGGCCGUAGUGCGCCAGGAGUCGGACAUACUGCACUAUCCGGGCUAUCUGACCGUCACCACCAAAACGUUCAUCGACCAGUACAACAAUGCCAAACGGCCGACACUGUUCCUCACCUGGAUACCAAACUCAACCCUCCGCAAGUGUCCAUCGACAGUCGAGAAUGUUGCGCUCGGACGUGGUGUCUUUGGGUUAAGCGAGAGUAAGCUGAAGCUGCACCUUCAGCAACAACAGCAUCAACAGCACCAACAGCAGCAUCUUCUGCAGCCAUCAGCGAAAGAGAAUGGCCAGCAACGGAACGGAUGCCAGGAGAAGUUGCUAGUGGGGGCCGGAGGUGGGGGAGAGAACCCGUUCACGACCACCAUCAAGAUAGCAAACACGAACCCAUUCCUCGAGCCGUACAACGAAGCCAUCGCUCAGUCGGCCACCAGCGACAGCAAAUCGAUGAACUGCUCCGACUACUCGGAGACGAUCAGCAUUAGCUCGAGUUCGGAUAAGGCUAGCCUCUGCAACAGCCACGAGGAAGAGCACGAUGGGGCAAUGAUGGGUGAUGAGGAGGAAGAGGAAGAAGAAGAGCAUGAGGUCGACGUCGAUGAUGAUGAGGGAUGUGUGAUCCCUACGACUCGAAGGAAGCACAACUCCGCCAGCACCAGCACCGGUGCUGAUGGACUAGAUCAAGAGCAGGAGGAAGAGGUGGAUCCGGAGCUCAAGACGGAACUGCAACCACUGCUCGACUCGGACACCGGUGGCCGGAAGUUGUCGGCGACGCAAGCGAAACUGCACCAACACAUGAAACUACCAUCGCAGUCCUCCCAGUCCUCGGUUACCUCGGUCAACAUCACGAUCGCUAGUCCGCACAUACAGAACGUGGACCUGUCGCCACAGGAGGCGGUCGUUCUGCCGGGUGCGGCCGCUACCGAGCGUUUCCUACGCUCACUCUCCCUCACUUCCAACGAUGAGAACAACCCGAACUGGAUGUCCCCGGAGCUGCUCGCCUACAAGCACAAUCUGGCCUUCCCCGAGAGUGCAUCCGCAUCGCCGAUCGUUAACCGGAAGGCACCGCUAAAGUGUCGCCGCUUUUCCGUCGAUCUUAGCCAGAUGCGUGCGCUUCGGUUGUUCUUUAACGAUGAACAGUGUACCUCGGGCCAGUUGGUGAUUGCUUCGCGUGAAUCUCAGUACAAGAUACUACACUUUCAUCACGGUGGGCUGGAUCAUCUGGCACAGGUACUGCACCAGUGGCACUGUCUGCUGCAUAAUAUCAAGCUAGCGCCGGGACAGGAGGAACCGGCCAAUGCACCGUACCGACAGUUUAUGGUUUGCCGCCCGGAGGUACGCAAAGCAGAGCUACACCCGGAAGAGGGUCGUGUGUCGAAGAUUACGACGGAUUACUUCUACGGUACGCUGCUGAACGAAAAGGGUCAGAUCGAGGACGAUCUGCAGCUGCGCAAAUGUGUGUUCUUCGGUGGACUGGACCGCAGUCUGCGUAAAACCGUGUGGCCAUUCCUGCUGCACUGUUACAGUACUGGAUCGACGUUUGAGGAUCGGGCUGCACUGGCCGAGAUACGGCGCCAGGAAUACGAAGAGAUCACUCGGCGACGGCUUUACUCGAUGUCGCCUGAGGCGCAGGCCCAGUUCUGGCGCACGGUACAGUGCGUCAUCGAGAAGGAUGUGGUGCGUACGGAUCGCGGUAAUCCGUUCUUUGCCGGUGACGACAACCCGAACAUCGACACGAUGAAGAACAUUCUGCUCAACUAUGCGUUCUACAAUCCGGGCAUGUCCUACACACAGGGAAUGAGUGAUCUGUUGGCACCGGUGUUGUGUGAAAUAAAAAGUGAAUCCGAAACGUUCUGGUGCUUCGUAGGGUUGAUGCAGCGUGCCAUCUUCGUUUGUACGCCAACGGAUAACGAUAUCGACCGUAACUUGUGUUACCUGAGAGAAUUGAUCCGGCUUAUGGUUCCUAACUUUUACAAGCAUCUGCAGAAGCACACCGACGCCAUGGAAUUGCUGUUUUGUCACCGUUGGAUUCUGCUGUGCUUCAAGCGCGAGUUUACCGAAGCAGUGGCCAUACGCAUGUGGGAAGCGUGCUGGUCUAAUUAUCUGACGGAUUACUUCCAUCUUUUCCUCUGCCUGGCCAUCAUUGCCGUCUAUGCCGAUGAUGUCAUUGCUCAAGAUUUGCGCACCGAUGAGAUGCUGUUACACUUCAGUUCGCUCGCUAUGUACAUGGAUGGACAGCUGAUACUGCGUAAGGCCCGUGGACUGCUGCACCAGUUCCGACAGUUCCCCAAGAUACCGUGCACCCUGUCAGGGCUAUGUAAACGAUGUGGUCCGGGGAUGUGGGAUUCGGGACAUCAUCCGUCGAUCGAGUGCGUCGGCCAUCUCGACCAUGAAACGUGUGCGCUGGCUAUGGAUUAGGCGCUACAUUCCAUCACCACUGCUGAUGCUACUAUGUACUACUACCACCGUUGCCUCUCUCUCUUUCUCUCUCUUAUUCUAUCUUUCUCCCUGAACACGUUCUAGGCGUUGUUCUGUGUAGCUGUUGACUAGCUGUAGCGCUUGCCAUCUACUUACUCGUUUCAAUAGGACAUUGAAAAGCCACUUCGAAAUGCAUUCAUAGAGUGAGAUGGAAGAAGAAGGUCACAACGAAGCAGUAGGAGAGCAACUCGGGAAAACAAUAGAUCACAUUUCAAACACAGUAUAUCGACCAGGCUAGCAAGCAUUAGAUUUACCCGCUUCCUUUGCUUACUUCUACUCGUUUGCUUUCGAUUUCUUGCCGUUGCUUAUGCUAUAAAGAACGUGUUACUGAGUUGGUCACGUUAUACUGGUGAUACGUUUAGGUUACAAGCAUGGCAAAUAAACAGCCAUACACACGGUAGUUCAAUCUCAAAACUUCAAAUUUCGUACGAAUAAGCGAUGGUAGUAAUCAACAUUACCGCUAGUAGAAAAAACACGUUGGGAUAUCUAUAUACUGUACUGACAGUACAAAAUCCAACCCCAAAGUGGUUCAACCACAGGGGUGUGCAUUCAGCGGUGUAACAAAGUGAGCCAUGAUUAUUAUGAGGUUGAUGGAAAGGAGGCUUAAUGAUGUAACCAUUCUACUCUACGCGAGGGCUAGAAUGAGGUAUGAACAAUGCAGAUAUAAACUAUUGUUGAUGUUGAUAUAUACAUAAAUAU